UGCGACUAAAUGCAACAAAAUAAAAUACCUAAUCGGUUACCGUUGCGAAUUUUUCUAGCGAGGAACCCUUAGGGGGUUGAGAAAUUUGACAUGCCCCACCAUGAAUAACUUUAACUUUGAUUAUCUUUCUUCUCAGAUAAGAGCAAGUUUGAGAUGCAAAGAGGUUGAAAACAAUUACUAGUCAAAUACCAUUAAGAAUUGAGACAAAAUUACAAUUACAAUUACAAUUACAUUCACCGAGCUGAUCAUUUAAAGAAUUCUGCUUGACUCUAGAACAACUAACGAACACUCGUUCAAACAGCAGUAGUUCUGCAAAAUUCAAUUAUUCUUAGGCCUGAAAAAAAUGACAAAUGUUACAUAUAUAACACCCAAUCCUAAGGGAUACACUGUAUCAGUUGGAGUCAUUCGAAUAAUCGAAGCCGUGAACAAUGGUGCAGCUGAUGGAACUGGUAUCCAUAAAAUAUUAAAUCUUGCAAAAGGCAUAAUAGGACCUAAUUUGCCCUUACCAAUUGUCCAAUAUUGUGUUGGUAUUCAGAAUAACUUACUUGGAGGAUAUCCAAGUCAUUGGGAAAUCAUUCCAUCUUCAAUAUUUGUAGUAAUAUUUGCAAUUCUUUUCAUUGUUCAUUUAUUCAUCUUCAUUGUAAAUUUUACAAGGGGCCAUUUCUUUACACUUUCAUUAGGUUGGUCAUUUGCUGCACUUCUAAGGUUAUCAUCUUUUGCACUCAGAAUCUCGUGGGCUCAGGAUAUUAAUAGAGUUCUUAUUGGAAUCGCAAACGAGAUUCUUUUCGUCCUUCCUACAGUGUUUCUUGUGUCCUUUAAUUUGGUGUUAGCACAGAGAUUAUUCACUUGGAGACAUCCUGUAGGGGGGUCAAGAAAACUCUUUUGGGGCUUCAUGAUGGGUUUGUACAUCUUUGUUUUUGGUAUCGUUGCUUUGACCAUUGUUGCAUCAGCAACUCCCUAUUUAGCAUUUUUGUCUUCACAUAUGUAUUUGAGUUACAAGAAAUGUGUUAUGGCAACUGCCAUCUUAGUUAUUGUUUAUGCCUUAACAGCAGUUGCUCUUAUUGGUCUUUCAUUUUGGCUUCCAACAUCCAAAGAUGAAAAUUUGUAUACUUACCAACCAUGGUGGAUUGAAAGUUUCCAUCCCUUUUAUUUUGUUCCUAAAGGUGCAGCAAGAGAAGCAGAACAAACUUUUAUGAAAAGAAAUCAUAAUCAUAGGCAUGCAAUCAGAGUUAUUGCAGCAACUCAUCAUCAUUAUAAGAUGGUUGAAGGUUUGAGUAAUGAAAGAGGUGACUUGAAACAUAAUAUUUCUUUACUCGUAAUUAUUAUCUCAACUAUACUUUUAUUUCUCAGUAAUGUCAUUAGAUGUGUUAUUGUCUUUCAAAGUAGGUAUAAUUACUAUGCUUCACCCCUAGCACAACCUGCAGUCAUGUACCUUGUUUGGGGUGGGUUUGAAUUGAUAAUGCAUUUGGGUUACAUUCUUGGGAGGGCUGAUCUUAGAUUUUACAGGCCCGAUAUAUUACCUGAAGUGGUGAGAUCAAUUGUUACUGCAGAACAAUCUGGAAUGAUUAGUGAGGCUGAAAGUGAAGCAAAUUCUGAAGAUUAUUAUGCUCAACAAUAUGGAAUAAACAGCUUUGAGGACGAAGAAAUCUCUCAUACUAGCCUUGAAAGAAUUAAUGUACCUCCCAGAUAUUCUUAUCCAUCCGAAAUCAGUCAGAAGAGAGAUGACGAAUCUGAAUUUUACUUCUAAUACUGAUAUUAUUCAUUCUAAUCUUUUUCUUAUUUAUUUAGAUAUAUUUAUUAGACUACUUCUGUU
Scheffersomyces amazonensis is the source of this 1813-nucleotide messenger RNA. Its product is annotated as DUF3112 domain-containing protein. The record is from RefSeq and is a predicted model, not a curated record. Bases 344 to 1747 code for a protein of 467 amino acids. NCBI's taxonomy places the organism in Eukaryota, Fungi, Ascomycota, Pichiomycetes, Serinales, Debaryomycetaceae. The transcript has a single exon.